Emiliania huxleyi CCMP1516 is the source of this 1851-nucleotide messenger RNA. RefSeq lists its product as hypothetical. The coding region runs from base 1 to 1851 and encodes 616 amino acids. The record is from RefSeq and is a predicted model, not a curated record. The transcript is spliced from 7 exons. Gene Ontology annotation, molecular function: serine-type endopeptidase activity. NCBI's taxonomy places the organism in Eukaryota, Haptophyta, Isochrysidales, Noelaerhabdaceae. Gene Ontology annotation, biological process: proteolysis.
AUGACUUCCCUCUUUCUUGCCCUGCUGGCGUCCGCCGCGGCGGCGCCUGCCACGAAAGGCCGCCCGCGCGCGACAGAGCCGCCUAGCCCGCCCGCAACCCCCCCCAAGAUUCGGUACGUUGUCACCGAGGAAAAGCAGACCAACGUGGCGACGACCAAGGGUGGCGCGCGAGCUCCAAGCAAGGUGGCGCAGAUGGCGGAUGUUGUGGGCGGAGAGGUCAAGAAGACAAUCGAAGCAGCCCUCAAAACCCUCACAGUGGUCGAAUUCGAGGACAACAGCACGGCGCGAGCCUUCCAGGACCAGGCGGAGCGCUCGGGGCUAAGGGUCGAGGAGGAUCAGCAGCGCUUCCUAGCAACAAGCUCGGCCUCGGCUUCGCGGAAGCGGCAGCUAGCCGAGGGAACGCCAUGGGGGAUCGAGCGUGUGUACAACGAAGCGGUGCCGGACGCCUCCUUCUUCCCGUCGGCGGGAGUGGUCGGUGUCUAUCCGGGCGCGCCUGACCUGAAGAUAGUCAAGGUGUUUGGGGAGGUCGGCUUGCUCGACGACCCCAGCACGUGGCUGGUGAAUGAGGCGUGUGGCUGGACCUAUGCCUCAGAAGUCGUCGACGCGGCUCAGCGAUGUGUCGGCAGCGGAGCCAAGAUCCUCUCGAUGUCGCUCGGAGGUGGGUUUUCGUCGGACUUUGAGCGUGAUGCCUUCCAGAAAUUCUUUAAUGACGGCAUCCUCAGCAUCGCGGCCGCCGGCAACGGGGGAAGUAGCAGCUAUUUUUACCGGGGGUCCUACUCCUGGGUCAUGAGGGUUGCCGCCCCCGACAGCAACAACGGGAAGGGGGGGUUUUCGCAGUACAACGGGGGGAUUGACAUCGCUGCCCCAGGGGUUGACGUCGUUUUGACUGUGGGCCCCCCGAGCUACACUGGGGUGGGCCCCCCGGGUUACGGUUGGAAGAGGGGGACCUCCAUGGCCGCGCCGCACGUUUUUGGCCUGGCAAUGGUGUACCCGUCCUUUGACAACGCCGACAUCCGCACGGCGCUUGAGCAAGGCGCCGAGGAUUUGGGCCUGCCGGGCAUCGACGACUACUAUGGCCAUGGCCUCGCCAACUACCAGGGAGCCGAGAUGAGGCUCUUGUUCGACAAGCAGGCGCCCGUGAGCGACCUGUCAUACGCCGACAGCACGACGGGACGGCCGUGGGCCGAGUGCGGCCAAUACACAAGCCAGUGGUGGGGCGUCGACCUCGGGAGCGAGGUGUAUGUGCGCUACGUGCGGCUGCAGAACCGCAACGACUGCUGCGCGGAGCGGCUGACGGACGUCGACAUCUAUCUCGGCUCGACGGCGGAGACGUACACGGGCAACGCGCUGGUGAAGUCAGACGUGAGCGUGUUGUCGAACGUGAUGUUGGAGGUGGAGAUCAACGCGUUGGGGCGCUACAUCUACCUCAACCGGCCGUCUGCGGCGGGGCUGACGGUGUGCAAGUUCUACGACUCGAGCUUGUUCGACAAGCAGGCGCCCGUGAGCGACCUGUCAUACGCCGACAGCACGACGGGACGGCCGUGGGCCGAGUGCGGCCAAUACACAAGCCAGUGGUGGGGCGUCGACCUCGGGAGCGAGGUGUAUGUGCGCUACGUGCGGCUGCAGAACCGCAACGACUGCUGCCCACAUCGUCUGACCGGCAUUGACAUCUAUCUCGGCACGACGGCAGAGACGUACACGGGCAACGCGCUGGUGAAGUCAGACGUGAGCGUGUUGUCGAACGUGAUGUUGGAGGUGGAGAUCAACGCGUUGGGGCGCUACAUCUACCUCAACCGGCCGUCUGCGACGGGGCUGACGGUGUGCAAGUUCUACGUUUACGGAUACGUGUGA